GUAGCGAGAGGUGGUGGAGCGUCGCUCGGAGCCCUCAGCUGGCGGGGGCUUGCUUUGCAACCCGGUUAAUAUAUGGUACAUUUAACAACAACCCUAAGGGGAAAAAAUACAGCUUGUUUCCCCCCUCCCCCCAUCCAAGAAGGUCAGGAUGUCGGUUGCCGGCUUGAAGAAGCAAUUCCAUAAAGCCAGUCAGUUUGUUAGUGAGAAAAUGGGCGGAGCUGAGGGGACAAAGCUAGAUGAUGACUUUGUGGAGAUGGAACGGAAAAUAGAAGCUACAAGUAAAGCUGUGGCGGAAGUUUUGUCUAAAACAACAGAGUACCUGCAGCCAAAUCCAGCUUACAGAGCCAAGUUGGGCAUGCUAAACACUAUGUCAAAGAUCCGAGGACAAGUUAAAACAACAGGGUACCCUCAACCUGAAGGCCUGUUGGGUGAAUGUAUGCUCCGAAAUGGAAAGGACCUUGGAGAUGAUACCAAUUUUGGACCCGCAUUGGUGGAUGUUGGUGAAGCUCUGAAACAAAUGGCAGAAGUAAAAGAUUCCCUUGAUAUUGAUGUAAAACAGAAUUUUAUUGAUCCACUGCAAAUCUUACAGGAAAAAGACUUAAAAGAAAUUGGACAUCACUUAAAAAAGUUGGAAGGUCGCCGUCUAGAUUAUGAUUACAAAAAGAAACGCCAUGGUAAAAUCCCCGAUGAAGAGAUAAGACAAGCAGUGGACAAAUUUGAGGAGUCCAAAGAGCUCGCUGAGAUCAGUAUGUUUAACUUCUUGGAAAAUGAUGUAGAGCAAAUAAGCCAGCUGUUAGCUCUAGUGGAAGCAGCCUUGAACUAUCAUAAAGAAUCCACUACAAUACUGGAGCAGCUUCAUGGCACACUACAAAACAGGAUAAGUACAGCCUCCAGUCGUCCGAAGCGUGAUUAUAAACCAAAACCUGCGGUGGCUUCAUCUUUUGAGCCUAGUGAUAACCAACAGCACAAUGGUCUUUCGUACAAUUCUUCCUUCAAGUCAUCUGCUAAACCUUCCCCAUUCAGGUUCCUCCGCAGGUCAAAGCAUACAUGUCCACCUUCUUCCUCUACACAAGUUGAUCAGCCUUGCUGUAAAGCUCUUUAUGACUUUGAUCCUGAAAAUGACGGGGAGCUUGGAUUCAAGGAAGGUGAUAUCAUCACUCUCACCAAUCAGAUCGACGAAAAUUGGUUUGAAGGCAUGUUGAAUGGUGAAUCUGGGUUCUUUCCAAUUAAUUAUGUUCAAGUGAUCGUUCCUUUGCCACAGUGAAACUGGUCCAGUUUUGUAAGUUUUCGGAUAUCAGCUUAUGUUGAAGGCCGAUUGAACACAGACAUUCAUCAGUGUGGCAUUCUGUGAAAGCCUUGCUAUUUGAUUGACUUUUGUACAUGUCUUCUAUUUGUCUAUUUAUUUUUUUACAUGUUCCAUUUGUAUUGAAAAUGUUCGUCUUUUGCUACAAGAGUAAUGCAAAUCUAACCUAUUUCUGCCAUGAAGUUUACAGUUUUUAAGUAUAUGGCUGUAUCUAUUUAACUUUUAUUUGUGCUCCAAAUCUUCUGUUGCUGAUUACAGUGGGAAAAUUUUCUAUUUAGCUGUAAUGAAGAAUAUUCUUGAUACAGUUUAAUUAUUGUGGUUAUACUUAACUGUUAUUAACUUUUUAAAAUUCUGAUGUGUUCUUGAGCCAUUAUAUUUGGCAAUGUAAUUUAUUGUUAUGCAAAGAGAUGUCAUAAUAAAUGUGUGGACAAAAACCAUAACUUAUGUAGUGAUAGCUCUUGUUGUUAAGUAGCUUUUGUCAAUUACACAUUUGCAUUUUAUGUAUUUUAAGUACUUGAAGGGGGAGGAAAAAAGACUUGAAUGUACUUUUAUUCAUUUAAAAACCAUGCACUGUAUUUAAGAUUGCACAAUGUUCUGGCUUUUUGCCCAGAAGACAGGAAUAACAGCAGUAAACCCUUUUUUGCCCUGUGAAAGUCUCAAGAUUUGUAAUGUGAAAACAAUACCCUUUGAGAUGUCGAUGCCCAACGAUACUGUGUAUGUGGUGCAUUUCCUGAUCCACAUAGCUAGAUGAUGAAGGUGUGGAUAAUGGGACAGGACCAUCAGAGAGUGGACGUCUGGAAACAAGCAAUAUAUCUUUCCUUUCUCAAUAACAUCUAAGAAUUUGGGUGAGCUGAAGAAUGGCUUUGAAACAUUUUGAAUCCAGGUGAGCAGAAGAAUAGUUUUGAAACAGAAAAAAAUG
Mobula hypostoma (lesser devil ray) is the source of this 2222-nucleotide messenger RNA. Its product is annotated as endophilin-A3-like. Bases 149 to 1264 code for a protein of 371 amino acids. The transcript is spliced from 10 exons. Lineage: Eukaryota; Metazoa; Chordata; Chondrichthyes; Myliobatiformes; Myliobatidae. Gene Ontology annotation, biological process: synaptic vesicle uncoating. Gene Ontology annotation, molecular function: protein binding. The record is from RefSeq and is a predicted model, not a curated record. Gene Ontology annotation, cellular component: presynapse; glutamatergic synapse; cytoplasm.